CAAACAAUUGAAUUGUGCCCUUGCUUAUAAAAAUAAUAUUUUUAAUAAAAGAAUAUCAGUGCUGUGUAUUUUCUUUGUUCUUUUAUCUUUGUGCGUGCGAGUAACACAGAUGUUACUCGUUUGAUAAAAUUGGUCUGUGUGUACCGCGGCGUAUAUAAAGUGUUCCGUACUACGGGUAUUCGAGCGCCUACGAGCUGGCGAACUGAACACAAAGCUGCUAGAACGCUUGGUAUCAUCAUGGGUGUAUUCAUGAUAUGCUGGUUACCUUUCUUUUUAUGGUAUGUGAUAACAGCUUUGUGCACAACUUGUCAUUGCCCAGAGGCGGUCAUCUCAUUGCUGUUUUGGAUUGGAUACUUCAAUUCGGCGCUGAACCCUCUCAUCUAUGCCUACUUCAACCGCGACUUCAGGGAGGCCUUCAAGAAUACCCUCCUCUGUGUCUUCCCAUUCUGCUUCAGCUGCUGUCCUAAAGAGGGCUCUCCCGUGCAGUAUGUCUGAACACACAAACCCCUGUGAUCCCUUGCACCAACCUAGAGGUAAAAUAAAAAAUUUUAAAAAAAAUGAAAAACAAAGUUAUACAAUGCCAGAGGUUGAGCAGCAGUUAUUGGUUGGCAUCUAUGCGUAACCACUCUGCUUUGUGCAAAUAACUUCAAGCACAUCAACCACUAAUAUGUUCGAUUCUGUUGUGGGAUCUGUGGCCCGCUUGGUGUAGUCCUUCUCAUCCUGUCUGUGAUUCUCAAUGUUUUAAGUAAAGAUAAUAGUUGAGUAUCAUGUAAGUUUAGUGUCAGUUGUAUUUAAAAAUUAAGUAGCUAGUUUGUGGAUUGUGAAACAUGUUUCCUUUUUGUGUAUCUGGAUAAUAUAGAAUGGUUAUGGUAAAACAAUAGUGAAUAUCUGUUUGAAUAUGAUCAGCAGAAACAAUUAAAUUAUUUUUAAAAUGCUAUCUUUAUUUCUUUCUUAAUUUAUGAGAAAUUUAAACAGCAGCUACAAGAAAACUUAACUACAAAGUAUUGUGACUUUCAAUGAAAUUAACUCCAAAUAAGCCCUAACCACACAUUGGCAUAUUCUCACUGUUUACAAAGCUAUGGAAGUACAUACUGACUGAUUCAUGACCAUUAAAACAAUUUAUCUAGGGUAUUGUUAAGAACUAGAAUUGUAUGUGAUAUAUUUGAAUAAUAAAAUACAAUAUGAUUCCGUAUUUUUUUCAUAGUCAGAACCUAGAAAUCACUGAUUAAAUGGUAUAAAAAAAAAUUUAAUAUAUAUUUUUUCUUUUUUUAUCUAUAAAAGUGUAUUUAUAGACAUAAUAAAUAUAGUUAAUUAGACUUGAGAUACAAAAUUACUUUUUUAUUUAUCCCUUUAUGUAUUACAAAUUAUCUUCAAAAUAUUGGAAAAUGUAGAUUAGUUUGUUACCCUGUUGAUCCAUUUUUAAUACUCUCUUAAACCCUUUAAAUUCACAUAGUCAAGACUUACUAUAGAAAAAACAUUGUUUUCUUUUCGAUAUUAUCAUCAGAAAUUAUUUAAAUCAAACCUAGAAAAAGUUAUUUAUGAUUAGCUUAUUGCCUAAGCUUUACAGUCUAUGGCUAAAAUAAAAACCAACUAUAUUUUUUAAUUUUUAGUAAAAGAAAAGAAAACUUCUGAAGUUAUCAAUAAAAUAUGUGUUUUGAAUUGGCAUAAAUCAGUUAUUUACUACUGAAGAUAUUAAACUCUUAUAUUAAGUUCUAAAAUCACUCACAAAAGUUGAAUUUUCUAAGAAAGUAUAAUUCACAAAUGAUGAGUGAUAUUCAUAAUUGACUUCACACAUUUAUGUUUCAUGUUUUUCUAUCAUCUUAUAAAGUUUCAAUAAUUAACUUUUAUAUUAAAAUUAAGCUUAAAUUAAAAUGAAAUCCUGAAUCAUGCUUCAAUAUUUUUUUUAGUUGACUACCGUAACGAUAUGUAUGUAUUAUAUCUUGACAAAUAUUAAUAAAGGUUUGAAAAUAAAGAAAAAUUAACUUGUAUGGUAUUAAUGGUAAUAAUAAAAUGAAUUAUUUUAAAGUAAUUUUUUAGAAAAUUGUUGUUAUUAUGUUUAAGAAUUUAUAAAAUACGUUUUCUUUAUUUCAAUGUUUAAUUACAUUACAAUCAUUCUAAAAAUCAUAUUCUUGCAUAAUAAAAAUAUAUAUAUUAGUUUUAAAACUAGUGAAAUUGAAUAAGAAAACUAAUGUAGACAAUACAUAAAUAAUUUAUAGCUAUAACCCUAAAAUUGAUAAAAGAAAAAAUCAAUAGUGCUGAUUAUUUAAGGCUGUCGAGCCCCAAGCCUUAAAUAAACAGACUAAAAGAUUUUUUAUUUAUCUUAUAUGAAAUUGUGUCAAUUCUUUUCAUCAUAAACUUAUACACUAGUCAAUUGUUUGACAUAUAAUAAAAAUCAAUUAAGUUAUAUGUGUCAAAUUACUCAUUAAAUCUAAAUUAGUUCAGUUGAUGUUGGCUUGUUUGUUUUAAAAACUUGUCCAAUGCAUUCCUAAUUUUCUUCACAUAUUAGCUGCAAAUAAUAGUAUUGUAAGGAAAAUGAAUUUAGCAAUAUCUAUAAUACAAGAAAUUUAUUAGGUUAGUUACUUUUUGAAUGUGAAAUGGGGUGUUAAAUACCAAUGUUAGUAAACAGGAUUUUUUAUUUAAAGAAGUACUAUGAGGAUUUCAUUGGAAAAAUUAAUUGAUUUGUCGAUUUAAAAUGAGAUCUAUUACAUAGUUCAGUUAAUCAUUAAUCUUAUCAUUGGCUCUUCAGUUGGUAAUAAACAAACAACUGAUAGUUCAUAGUUGGAGAAAAUUAACCUUAUUUAUUUUUCAUUUCUCUAAAUGAUCAUUGUGAGGAUCUCAUGAACUACAAUGCAACUAAACCAUUCUAUUUUUAUUUUAUAAAACGCAACCGUUCAUGAAAUAUAAGUAGCACCUACUGAUUUUAAUAAUUUUUUUUAACAUCAUCUUGUAUUUUCUUGUAGUUUCCUAAAUAUUGCAACUUGCUGAAGAUUUUCUAAAAUAAAAAUGUCAGAAAUGAGCCUUUCAGAUGAUCUCUUGUGCAACGAUUAGGAUAUAUCAUUUACAUUAUUAUUAUUUCUUAUUUAUCCUAAAUAGCAAAAUCAUAUUCCAAAUAGAAGAUUGAUUUUACUGUAAAUGCUAAACUCAUUUUAAGAGCUUCUUAGUUUAGAAUUUAGUUCCUUUUAAUUGAAACAAAAUGAAUAAAUGUGUAGUGGUCUCAAAGGCCAGAUUGAUAUAAGUAUAUUUGAAUUUAGGUGAAGGACUUAGUAACUGAAAAAAAUUAAGUGCAACAAAUUUCAUCACAUUUCAGAUAUCAAAACAUCUCCAGGUAUGUUUAACAAAUGAUUCUUGAUAAGCAAAUUAAACAAUAUCAAGUUGCGCAGAUAGUAUGAUGUUAUUCGCUUAAUCAAAUACUAUAUGUAGCUCAAACUUACUUUAAGGGUCAUUUAGAGAGCAUACCUGAAUAUGGAUUAUUAACCAAAAUUUUGUGUUUAUUUUAUUUAAAUCGAAAUGAAUUUAUGUAGAACCUUAGCAUAAUACUUCCGAUUUUAACAUUAACCAACAAACCACUGCAGAUAAUAACUACUGUUAAUUGCUAACUUGUGGAAAACAGAUAAAUAAUGUAGUUCAAAUCUGUUUAAUUUAAUGUUAUUUUAUACCGAAUGAAGGUAAGAUUUGCCCAUGAACAAUAUUGUUAUUAUUGAAAUAUUACUAA
Molecule: messenger RNA, 3712 nt
Organism: Nezara viridula (southern green stink bug)
Lineage: Eukaryota; Metazoa; Arthropoda; Insecta; Hemiptera; Pentatomidae
Source: the annotation of a GenBank genome assembly